Coregonus sp. 'balchen' is the source of this 3089-nucleotide messenger RNA. Lineage: Eukaryota; Metazoa; Chordata; Actinopteri; Salmoniformes; Salmonidae. The record is from the annotation of a GenBank genome assembly.
GUAUGUUGCAGUGUGAGCCAGGAACAGUGAGGGAUCAGACAGGGAUAUUCCGUCUGUUCUGUCACGAGUGUCAGAGAGUGUUCCACGACCGCCUCAUCAACAACGAAGACAAAACCUACUUCAACACCAUCGUCUCUGAGAUGGCCAGUAAGAACAUAACACAGAGUUUAAUAGAACCUAGACGGCCAGUAAGAACAUAACACAGAGUUUAAUAGAACCUAGACGGCCAGUAAGAACAUAACACAGAGUUUAAUAGAACCUAGACGGCUAGUUUGAACCAUCAGAGUUUUGCCUCUCACUAAGCAGUGUUUUGACACAUUAAGUUUGAAAGCCAUUUCAAUUUCCUUGUCUAAAAUGUCACACAAUUGUUGAGCUAUGAAUAGCAACUCUUUAAAUAUAUUUCCGUUCUUCUUUCUCUUUCAGGCAAAUAUUUUGGCUUCAAUUUAGAACCCAAUUACUUUGUGACCAAACCCAUCAUAUUUGGAGAUUUCAUCAAGGUAAAAUGCAUUAUAAGCCUAUAAAUCCAAUCAAUUUCCCAGGUGCUCAAAGCGCUUAACAUUUACGGCAUCCAUCUACCUAUCUCGCAAUCCUCCCUCCCUCCCUCCCUCCCCAUUCAUUCCUCCCUCCCUCCCCUCCCUCCCUCCCCUCCCUCCUUCCCUCCCUCCCCAUUCAUUCCUCCCUCCCUCCCCUCCCUCCUCCCUCCCUCCCCAUUCCUCCCUCCCUCCCUCCCCAUUCCUCCCUCCCUCCCCUCCCUCCUUCCCUCCCUCCCCAUUCCUCCCUCCCUCCCUCCCUCCCCAUUCCUCCCUCCCUCCCUCCCUCCCCAUUCCUCCCUCCUUCCCUCCCCUCCCUCCCUCCCCAUUCCUCCCUCCUUCCCUCCCCUCCCUCCCUCCCCAUUCCUCCCUCCCUCCCUCCUCCCCUCCCUCCCUCCCUCCCUCCCUCCCUCCCUCCCUCCCCUCCCUCCUCCCUCCCUCCCUCCCUCCCUCCUCCCCCCUCCCUCCCUCCCUCCCUCCCUCCCUCCCUCCCUCCUCUCCCUCCCUCCCUCCUCUCCUCUCCUCUAGGUGGGAGCAGAGAAGGCAGAUCGUCUGUAUGAGGACCUAACAGACCCAGAUAAGAUCAGGGCUGUACUCCAGGACUACCUGGAUGACUACAACAUGACCUUCUCCAAGGAGACCAAGCUAGUCUUCUUCCAGGACGCUGUAGAACAUGUCUCCAGGUGAUUGUACAGUCUGAAAUGGAACCCUAUUCCUUAUGGAACUCACUAGGGUGCAUCCCAAAUUUCACCCUAUUCCCUAAUCAGUGCAGUGAGUGCAUUCGAAAUCGCACCCUAUUCCCUAUAUAGUGAACUGAUUAGCAUCCUUAAUGACAUCCUAUUCCCUAUAUAGUGAACUGAUUAGCAUCCUUAAUGACACCCUAUUCCCUAUAUAGUGAACUGAUUAGCAUCCUUAAUGACACCCUAUUCCCUAUAUAGUGAACUGAUUAGCAUCCUUAAUGACACCCUAUUAAGUUAAUUUGUGGAAUUUCUUUCCUUCUUAAUGAGUUUGAGCCAAUCAUUUGUGUUGUGACAAGGUAGGGGGGUAUACAGAAGAUAGCCCUAUUUGGUAAAAGACCAAGUCCAUAUUAUGGCAAGAACAGCUCAAAUAAGCAAAGAGAAACGACAGUCCAUCAGUACUUUAAGACAUGAAUGUCAGUCAAUCCGGAAAAUUUCAAGAACUUUGAACGUUUCUUCAAGUACAGUUGCAAAAACCAUCAAGCGCUAUGAUGAAACUGCCUCCCAUGAGGACCGCCACAGGAAAGGAAGACCCAGAGUCACCUCUGCUGCAGAGGAUAAGUUCAUUAGAGUUACCAGCCUCAGAAAUUGCAGGCCAAAUAAAUGCUUCACAGAGUUCAAGUAACAGACACAUCUCAACAUCAACUGUUCAGAGGAAACUGCUUGAAUCAGACCUUCAUGGUGGAAUUGCUGCAAAGAAACCACUACUAAAGGACACCAAUAAGAAGAACAGACUUGUUUGGGCCAAGAAACACAAGUAAUGGACAUUAGACCGGUGGAAAUCUGUCCUUUGGUCUGAUGAGUCCAAAUUUGAGAUUUUUGGUUCCAACCGACGUGUCUUUGUGAGACGCAGAGUAGGUGAACGGAUGAUCUCUGCAUGUGUGGUUCCCACCGUGACGCAUGGAGGAGGAGGUGUGAUGGUGUGGUGGUGCUUUGCUGGUGACACUUGUCAGUGAUUUAUUUAGAAUUCAAGGCACGCUUAACCAGCAUGGCUACCACAGCAUUCUGCAGCGAUACGCCAUCCCAUAUGGUUUGCGCUUAGUGGGACUAUCAUUUGUUUUUCAGCAGGACAAUGACCCAACACACCUCCAGGCUGUGUAGGGGCUAUUUUACCAAGAAGGAGAGUGAUGGAGUGCUGCAUCAGAUGACCUGGCCUCCACAAUCACCCGACCUCAACCCAAUUGAGAUGGUUUGGGAUGAGUUGGACCGCAGAGUGAAGGAAAAGCAGCCAACAAGUGAUCAGCAUAUGUGGGAACUCCUUCAAGACUGUUGGAAAAGCAUUCCAGGUGAAACUGGUUGAGAGAAUGCCAAGAGUGUGCAAAGUUUUCAUCAAGGCCAACGGUGGCUACUUUGAAGAAUCUAAAAUAUAAAAUAUAUUUUGAUUUGUUUUUGGUUACUACAUGAUUCCAUAUGUGUUAUUUCAUAGUUUUGAUGUCUUCACUAUGAUUCUACAAUGUAGAAAAUAGUAAAACUAAAGGAAAACCCUUGAAUGAGUGGGUGUGUCCAAACUUUUGACUGGUACUGUAUGUAUUUUUAUUAUGCUUCAAUUUGUUAAAUUGCUUACUUCCUAACCCCGCCCCUCUGUUCCUAUAGGAUAGCGCGUAUGAUCCGGCAGGAGCGAGGUAACGCCCUAUUGGUAGGCGUGGGGGGCACGGGGAAACAGUCACUGACGCGGCUGGCGGCCCACAUGUGCGGUAUGCGCUGCUUCCAGAUAGAACUGAGCCGAGGUUAUAACUACGACAGCUUCCAUGAAGACCUGAGACGACUGUUCAAGAUGGCUGGGGUGGAGGGCAAGGACAUGGUGUUCCUCUUCACUGAUACA